AUGGGUGUUCCGGACGAGCAUACCGGGCUCGUUCUUGGUCGUGGUGGAAGAAAUAUAAUGGAAAUCGGUCAGCAUUACUCACAAAAACCAACGGAGACGGAGAAGAAGAGAGAGAUUAAGCAUCGUUUUCAUGAGCAUCCCUUGGUGUUUGUGAAAGAGCAAAGCAAUGAAGGCGAGAAAGCUUACUGCUCAGCUUGUGGGGAUGUGAUUUCAGAUCCAUACUUUAGUUGUCCACCCUGCAAUUAUCACCUUCAUAACAACUGUGCCCUCGCGCCUGGUUCAAUUUCCGGUCACCCUCUCCAUCCGAAGCAUUCUGGUUUUUUCCUUCGAGAAAGGCCACGUCCCGGUAAUAAGGUAUAUGGUUGUGCAUUAUGCAAGGAGAAGCGUAACAUGUUCUUUUAUGAAUGUCAGCUUUGUUACUUUUCCCUUGACAUCAAAUGUGCUGAUUUAUCUUCUUCGUUUAGUAAAGUCAACCAAGAGUCCAAACAUGACUUCCACCCACAUCCAUUGACCUUCAUUCAAAGUCCCAUAGGUAAACUCAAAAGCUUGAUCAAUAUUUUAUGUGCUUGGUCGAUGCCCAUUGUUGAAGAUAAAAGCCACCAUCAGCACCCAUUUACCUUACUUUGGAGGCAAGACUCGUUCAUUUGCGAUGCAUGUGGUACUGAGGGAAACUAUAUGUCUUAUAUAUGUUCGACAUGCAGCAUCACAGUCCAUAAAGACUGCACUUCACUCCCACGCAUUAUCAAAUUUUCACGACAUGAUCAUUAUCUUUUUCACAAAUAUUUUCUUCAAACACGAGAGCUUACAAAGCAACAUUGCAAGAUUUGUUUCAAAGAAGUGAAAGUAGAGCGUGGGAGUUACUCUUGUGUGAAGUCCGGUUGCAGUUACAUUGUUCACGUGAAUUGUGCCUUGGAGGAUGACAGAUUUUACGAGGUGGUUAAGCGAGAAAGCCAAUGCGAGGAGCUUUAUGGAAGUUCAGCUAAGUCUUUGCAGUCUUCCAUCAAUCGUGUUGUUGAGGAGAGUGAAGACGGGGAAGCCACAAAGAUUGAACAUUUCGGCCAUGAUGUUCAUUGCUUGGUGUUAGUAGACAAGAUGGAGGAGGAAGAAACUGAUAGAAGAUGUGCUGGGUGCAUGCUACCUGCCUCAACUCUGUUUUAUUAUUGUUCUGAAUCAGAAUGCCAUUUCUGUCUUCACAAAUAUUGUGCUGAGUUGCCAAGAGUAAAGCCUCAUUGGUUUCAUCGAUCUAUUGCCAUUCUUAACUCUAAAAGCUUCAAAUUUUGUGACUUGUGUCGUCGAUAUUGUAGUGGUUUCUUCUACAAAAUUAGAGGAUUCGACGUCUGUUUAAGGUGUGCUAAAAUUCCAGAUAUCAUUGAAGAAUUUCAAGGACACCAACACUUCCUGUUUUAUGAUUCCAAAUGCAGGGAGCGAUGUAAUGGUUGUGGCAACAACCACAGUCCGUAUGGCGCAUUCAAAUGUGGAAAGUGCAGUUUUGUUUUGGAUUUCAAAUGCUUAACAUUACCACAUUCAGUUCUUCACAAAUUUGAUCAACACAAGCUAAACCUUAGCUAUCAUGACGACAAUGAUUAUUCAAAGCAUCUUCGUUGUGACAUCUGUGAAGAAAAAAGAGAUCCAAGCCUAUGGUAUUAUCAUUGUUCGAUAUGUGAUACUUCUGCUCAUCCCAAUUGUAUUCUUGGAGAAUUUCCAUUUCUUAAGGAUGGGAUCACUUUGCCUUCUUUUUUGAAUCCACGUCAUCAUCAUGAUCUUCAGUUUCUUAGGAAGGCUGAGGACUACCCUAAUUGCUCAUCCUGUGGUCAGCGUUGCCGAAGAGAAAUUCUCAAGUGUACAAAAUCUACAUGCAACUAUAUUAUUCACUUGAAAUGCAUGUAUUUCACUCAAAAUGAAAGGUUUAGAAGUCUUAUUAAAUCCAAGGAGUUCACAAACGGUUUCGCAGUUCGUUCCUACUACUUCAAUGAAAGGAUACUCCAAACUUUCAAUGAGCUUUGUCUGUGA
This is a messenger RNA of Hibiscus syriacus, 2010 nucleotides long. RefSeq lists its product as uncharacterized. The record is from RefSeq and is a predicted model, not a curated record. NCBI's taxonomy places the organism in Eukaryota, Viridiplantae, Streptophyta, Magnoliopsida, Malvales, Malvaceae. Bases 1 to 2010 code for a protein of 669 amino acids. The transcript has 4 exons.